CCGUCUCUCUCGCUGACAGCCGGAAGCUGCGGCAUCGUGUGUGUUUCGCUGGUUGUUGACGUGAGGAACAUGCGCUCAGUGGUCGGACUCAUCGCUGUGGUCGCUGCAGCCACUUUGUACCUGUACUGUCUGUCCCUCUACCUGCCCCCGGGACCCCGGCGACCCCCUCCUCCGCCCUCUGCCCAGAGAGAACAUGCGGACCCGGCACAGAGCGCUGACAGCACCGGGGAAGUCAGCAGGUUGAAGUUCCCCUCCGACUUGGACGAGCUGAGGGAACUGGCCGAGCUUCUGCAGUUUUACAAGACGGAGCACACUGGAUAUGUCCUGCUCCUCUUUUGCAGUGCAUAUCUGUACAAGCAGUCAUUUGCCAUUCCUGGAUCCUCAUUCCUGAACAUUCUUGCAGGAGCGAUAUUUGGACCAUAUGAAGGACUGCUGCUUGCCUGUGUGCUCACCACUGUGGGCUCAACCAUGUGCUACCUCCUGUCACAGGCCUUUGGAAAAAAUUACAUAGUGAACUUCUUUCCUGAUAAGGUCUCCAUGCUGCAGAGGAAGGUGGAGGAGAACAAGGACUGUCUGCUCUUCUUCCUGCUCUUCCUAAGAUUCUUUCCCAUGACACCCAACUGGUUUCUGAACAUGUCUGCCCCGAUUGUAAACAUCCCCAUCACCUUCUUCGUCGGCUCAGUCUUCAUUGGUCUCCUGCCGUACAACUUCAUCUGUGUCCAGACGGGCGUUAUGCUGUCUGACUUAUCAUCACUGGACAACUUGUUCUCCUGGGAGCGACUGCUGCAGCUGCUCGCCAUCGCCUGCAUGGCCCUGCUGCCCAGUGCUCUCAUCCGCCGCUUCAGUCAGAAACAUCUCAAACUGGAUGUCCAGUCACAGAACGGACUCGUCACAGAUAAAAAGGUCCAGUGAUUUGUUCUGGUCAUGAGUUUGUUCCUUGGUGUUUGGAAACACAGCCUCUUUUAUGUCUUUGGAGCCAUGUGGACAUGGAAAAGGGAUCUCAGCUUUUAAGACAAUGACAAGACUGUAACAGUGCAAUUUAAAUUGGUGUUUCUUUACCACAGCUGCUGUGGUAAAGAAACACCAUUUGUUUAUAUGGAAGAUAUAUGAAUGUAUUAUAUUCAUAUGAAGAGAGGUUGCACUCUUGUUAUAAUACGAGUAUGACUUCAGUGGAACCUGCUCGUGUUCAAAGUGCCUGACAUGCAGUUAAUGAUUCAAACUUCUACCUCCAGGAUGAACAUUUUAAAGGCCUACUCAUGUUUGUGAUUGUUCAAAUGAUUGUUUUGUUGGGUUUGUGUGAAUUAUUUUUAUUUGUAAAUGAAAGAAUGGUUGUAUUGAAAUAUUUUUCAUCUCUGAACUGAAAGUUUUGUAAUUUAAUGACCAGACUUUGGCCUAAAAAACAGUAUUCAAUGAUAACGAGUUGCAAUUGAAUUAAAUUAUUUU
This is a messenger RNA of Paralichthys olivaceus (Japanese flounder), 1443 nucleotides long. It is a transcript of the gene tmem41aa, whose product is annotated as transmembrane protein 41aa. Lineage: Eukaryota; Metazoa; Chordata; Actinopteri; Pleuronectiformes; Paralichthyidae. The record is from RefSeq and is a predicted model, not a curated record.